GAUGUCCAUCAAAUCAUUAAGUUAGCUAAAAUUUUGAUUUUACAUAUGUUUAGAAUAGAAGGUUCGAAAUAAAAUACAAGUAUAUAUUUCAAGUAACGAGCGGCCCGGGUUGUCACUAGUUGGUACACCUAGCUAGAGAGAUAACACGCGUACAGCAUACCUUCGUUGAUAACGUUGUUUGGGCAAGUCAGAAUCAAGCUAAAAAUCCGUGGGCGAUAAAGCAGAACCGACAUCUGGUCCGCAUCGAAUGCGAUGAUGCUCCCCCAUCUUUAACUAAGCUUACACUUGGCCUACAGUCCAUUUCUUACUAGUUUUACUCACCAUCUCACUUUUCCUCUUCUUCAAAGUUCAAGCCUUCUCUGCGUCUCUUCUCGUUAUUCGUCGUUGAUCAAUCUCACUUGUAAUCAGCUUCUUCUAGCUCAUCCAGUUUCUCUCUCCCCCAGAUGGCUUCUGCGGCUCUAAUCUGCGAUACCCACCCAUGGAAGACCUUGAAGGCCCAUGUGGAAGACAUUAAGAAGACUCAUUUACGCGAUUUGAUGAGCGACAGUGAGCGAUGCAAGUCCAUGGUUGUCGAGUUUGAUGGAAUUAUAGUAGACUUCUCACGGCAACAAGCCACCGUUGACACAGUGGAUAAGCUCUAUAACUUAGCAGAGGCAGCCCAUCUCAAGGAAAAGAUUCAUCACAUGUUUAACGGGGAGCGUAUUAACACCACAGAGAAUAGGUCAGUGCUUCAUGUAGCUCUCCGUGCACCAAGGGAUGCAGUUAUAAAGAGUGAUGGCAAAAAUGUUGUACCAGAUGUUUGGAAUGUUCUUGACAAGAUCAAAGAUUUUUCUGAAAGACUCCGCAAUGGUUCCUGGGUUGGAGCCACAGGGAAACAGCUGACUGAUGUUAUUGCCAUUGGUAUUGGUGGCAGCUUCUUAGGCCCUCUUUUUGUGCACACUGCUCUUCAAACAGAUCCAGAGGCUAGCAAAUUUGCAAAAGGCCGCCAGCUGCGGUUUCUUGCAAAUGUUGAUCCAAUCGAUGUCGCAAGAAAUAUUGCAGGCCUACAUCCUGAAACCACCCUUGUUGUUGUGGUUUCUAAAACUUUUACUACUGCUGAAACUAUGCUGAAUGCACGAACACUAAGGGCAUGGAUUUCAAAAGAACUUGGACCUUCAGCAGUUGCAAAGCAUAUGGUUGCAGUUAGCACAAAUCUUACACUUGUAGAAAAGUUUGGUAUUGACCCUAAUAAUGCUUUUGCAUUCUGGGACUGGGUUGGUGGGAGGUAUAGUGUUUGCAGUGCUGUUGGUGUGUUGCCUUUGUCUCUCCAAUACGGUUUCUCAAUUGUUGAGAAGUUCUUAAAAGGAGCAUCAAGCAUUGAUCAACACUUCUCUUCAGCGCCAUUUGAGAAAAAUGUUCCUGUACUUCUAGGUUUAUUGAGUGUAUGGAAUGUUUCAUUUCUUGGAUAUCCUGCAAGAGCCAUCUUACCUUAUUCCCAAGCCCUGGAGAAAUUUGCCCCGCACAUUCAACAGGUUAGCAUGGAAAGUAAUGGUAAGGGGGUAUCUAUUGAUGGUGUGCCACUUCCCUUUGAGACUGGUGAAAUUGAUUUUGGGGAACCAGGGACAAAUGGUCAGCACAGUUUUUAUCAACUAAUUCAUCAGGGACGUAUAAUUCCCUGUGAUUUUAUUGGUGUUGUGAAGAGUCAGCAACCUGUAUACCUUGAAGGAGAGGUUGUGAAUAACCAUGAUGAACUCAUGUCUAACUUUUUUGCACAGCCAGAUGCCCUUGCUUAUGGGAAGACAGCAGAGCAGUUGCAAAAAGAGAAUGUUCCACAGAAUCUAAUUCCUCACAAGACUUUCUCAGGCAAUAGGCCUUCUCUCAGUAUUCUGCUUUCGGCAUUAGAUGCUUACAAAAUUGGACAGUUGUUGGCAAUCUAUGAACACAGAGUAGUUGUGCAAGGCUUCAUAUGGGGAAUCAAUUCUUUUGACCAGUGGGGAGUUGAGUUAGGGAAGUCGCUGGCUACUCAAGUAAGAAAGCAACUUCAUGCAUCUCGUACAAAGGGAGAACCAGUGGAGGGCUUUAACUUCAGCACUACUUCAUUGCUAAAAAGAUACCUAGAGGAAAGUUCGGAUGUCCCAAAAAAUCCUCAGACUCUUCUCCCUCGGAUAUAAUUGUGGACCACUGUAUACUGUAUACUGAAAGCUCACUAUUUUAUCCAAUGAACCAUGAAGUUAUUGACUUCAUAAUGUCUGCUUAUUUGAUUAUCUCAGACUCUGGCAUAUAUUCAGUUCCCUUGAGUUACACUGAGACUCUCCUAAUGUUUGAGAUCCUUUUCGCACAAGAACAAGACUUUGGUGACGUGUUGGCAUGCGUAUAACUAUCAUAAAGCAGAAUUUUCCCUGUGAGAUUUUUGAUUAUGUACGCCAAAUAAUUGUGUGUAUCUCAUCUUUUUUGUGAGCAUGUUGACAGAAAGCAAUAAAAGCUUAUCAUAAGGAUGACUGAUAACUUUUUGUAAUUUUACAAUGCUUGACGAGGACUCCUUGCUUUGCGUGUAUUCCAAAUUUUUGUACUA
Messenger RNA from Jatropha curcas, 2551 nucleotides. Its product is annotated as Sugar isomerase (SIS) family protein. Gene Ontology annotation, molecular function: carbohydrate derivative binding; glucose-6-phosphate isomerase activity; monosaccharide binding. Gene Ontology annotation, cellular component: cytosol. Lineage: Eukaryota; Viridiplantae; Streptophyta; Magnoliopsida; Malpighiales; Euphorbiaceae. Gene Ontology annotation, biological process: glucose 6-phosphate metabolic process; glycolytic process; gluconeogenesis. The record is from RefSeq and is a predicted model, not a curated record.